UAUUAUUAUCAUCAUCUAUCGUUAUUAUUGCACUUCCAUUUGGUUUUUCAAUUUUGAUUUUGGAGAUUGCCCCAACUUUAUUUCUUUCGUUCUCUCUGAGUCUGUCUUCUGUCUUCCUCCCCUGUGAUUCGUAUCCUAUCCUAAUCCAUAUCCUGUCUGUCUUCUCAUCAUUAUUCACUCUCAAAUUCAUCAAUUAGAGAUUCAGAUUAAUAUGCCGAGCAGCGACGACCUGCUGGUAUCGGCGCCGGCGCCGGCGUCGGCGUGGAGUCGAGAGCAGGACAAGCUAUUCGAGAAGGCCAUAGCCACGCACCGCCACGACACGCCGGACAGAUGGGAGAAAAUCGCCGCCGACGUGCCCGGAAAAUCCGUCGAACAAAUCAAGCACCACUACUACCUUCUAGAAGACGACGUCCGCCGCAUCGAAUCCGGCUACAUCGACAUUCCUUCUUACACUGAUUGCUCCGACGACGCCGACGCCGACGCCGCCUCCCCUACCAAGAAACCCUCCGACCACAACCUCGCCGGAAAAUCCUCCAAAUCCGAUCAGGAACGCCGCAAGGGAAUCGCCUGGACUGAGGACGAGCACAGGCUGUUCCUUCUAGGUCUGGACAAGUACGGCAAAGGCGACUGGCGGAGCAUCUCCCGGAACUACGUCGUGACGAGGACGCCGACGCAGGUCGCCAGCCACGCGCAGAAGUACUUCAUCCGUCUCAACUCGAUGAACAAGGACAGGCGCCGCUCCAGCAUCCACGACAUCACCAGCGUCGCCGCCGCCGGAGACGUCUCCGCGCCGCAAGGUCCUAUCACCGGCCAGACGCCAGCCGGCGGCGCUCCUCCUCUCGUCGGAAAAUCCACCAAAGCCGGCCCCGCCUCCUCCGCCGCCGGCGCCGGAGUGAGCAUGUACAUGCCGGCGCCGCUUCCGACCAUCGGGCAGCCCGUAGGAGGGCCGCUCAUGUCGGCGGUCGGCACGCCUGUAAACCUUCCGCCGCCGAUGCAUUUGGCGUACGGCGUCGGGAUGAGCAUGGCGUAUCCGGCGGCGGCGCAGCAGCGGUGAUUCGAAUCCGCAAUAAUUGUGAGUUGUUGCUGCAUUUUUGGUAACAAAUUUCGGAGUAAUUAAGGAAAGAGAAAUUAAAUAGAGGUGUAUGUGUGUGUGCUCGGCACAAGACACAAAUAAAAUCAUAUGAUAAAAUAAAAACAUUUUUUAAGGAUUUGGAGACUAUGAUCUCUAUUAAUUAAUCAAUUGAUAAAACUAAUAUACUAAUAACUUUGCUUGUGCAAUUAGUUCAUUGUAACAAGUGGAAAUUGUAAACUAGUGUUGUUCUAAUUGAAGGACCUCUAAAAGUGCCAAUUUGUCUCA
Molecule: messenger RNA, 1357 nt
Organism: Andrographis paniculata
Lineage: Eukaryota; Viridiplantae; Streptophyta; Magnoliopsida; Lamiales; Acanthaceae
Product: transcription factor SRM1-like
Exons: 2
Coding region: 212-1054 (280 amino acids)
Molecular function (GO): DNA binding
Source: RefSeq, a predicted model, not a curated record